AUGCAGCCGCCUGCACCAACUGUGGAGGUCUUAGUUCGACUUGAUGAAGAGACCGAUUGCAGCAUGGAUGCAUCUAGCGCUUCCAGCUUGAACAAACAAAACUACCUGGAUAUGCUGCUGAAGCUGACACGGCUAUCUGUGGUGGAGAGCAGCAAGCAUAUGCCUGUUGUACUCCCCGCUUUGGCGAAGUUGAUGCCCGCGAUUUCGUCUGCAAAUGCAAUCACUGUCAUGAAGCUCAACGAAGCGUUGUCCGAGGUUGUUGAGCGCCAAGCCAUGGGGCUACGUGACGAUUCACAGGAUUACAGCAUCGUACGCCUCAGCUACGACUACUAUAUCUGGUUUGUUAGUGCUAUGGCACCCAACCGAAGGAGAAAACAUAUCCCCCAGGCUUUCAGCGCGCUGAGAGAAGCGAUGGCGGAAGAAAUUGUUUCUGACAAGCAGCCAUCCAUGAUUGCGAGACAGUUGAAGCUGGUAGUGCAGUGGGGUCGGCGUGUUCCCCGCGAUUCGGAGUUUCUUCAACUGUUUGUCCGUCUCCUGGCAGACUCUAAAGCUUACGCCGACAACGUAUCCAAUCUUACGGUUAAAGUGGAGCUGCUACGUGAGAUAAGAAAGAUUGAAUGUGACUUUUGUGAGCUGCCCAAGAUGAAAGUGCAAGAGCAAGUGGCAGACGCUUUAAGCUGGGCUCGACACCUUAACACAAGAGAACCGUCGACAGAAACCCUUGAUAAGGGCAUUCUGAUGCUAGACGAGGUGCUUCAACACCGCGAACCAGGCUGGCAACCGCGAGAAAAUGAAGCCGUGCUUGAAUGCUGCGACGCACAGAAGAAAUACACAAUGCUUCUGAACGAAGGGCAAUCGCGAAGCCAGCGUUUGGCAGCGAUAGGAAGAUGGAAACUCCGCCGCCGUCAUCUGCUAAGAAGCCAUAGGGAAUUCGAGCGAGUGACGGUAUUUUAA
Molecule: messenger RNA, 954 nt
Organism: Phytophthora sojae
Lineage: Eukaryota; Oomycota; Peronosporomycetes; Peronosporales; Peronosporaceae
Exons: 3
Coding region: 1-954 (317 amino acids)
Source: RefSeq, a predicted model, not a curated record